Funneliformis mosseae is the source of this 276-nucleotide messenger RNA. Lineage: Eukaryota; Fungi; Glomeromycota; Glomeromycetes; Glomerales; Glomeraceae. The record is from the annotation of a GenBank genome assembly.
AUGUUUAGUCGAUGUAGAAAUAAAACCAAACCCAUGUUGGAUUACAAUCAUAUGCGGGAAUCAGAUGAAUCUCUUAAAGAAAAGGUCACCAAAUUAAAUGUUUUUGAGUGGAUAGUUCAGCGGAUGUUAGCAAACCCAUAUAAAAAAGCUGAUGCUGAAUCUAUUCUCACUUGGAAUUAUUUUAGUGAGAAAGGAAAGCCACUAACUAAUGGUUUCUUCCAAAGGGACCAGUACGUAAAGAAAGAGGAUAGAGAUUCCAAAAAAACGUUAGGAUGA